AUGGCAGGACGCCGCACGCUUCUUCGUGCUGUGCCCGCGCUCUCAGGCAGAAGAGCGCCUCAGCUGGCCUCUACCGCCCUCCGACUGUCGCCAGCACAGCACGUUGCGAAGCGACCGCUACACGCGACCUCCCGCCACUUGGCUGCUGCCGGCGUCGCCGUCGCCGAUUACCCCAAAAGUCACGAACAGCUCUCCGACAUCGUUGAUAUCCACAACUUCAUUGACAACCAGUUUGUGCCCUCACAGGCCCAGACAUGGAUUGACCUUCAUGACCCCGCCACGAAUAACCUCGUCACCCGCGUGCCCCAGUCCACCGAUGCUGAGUUGAAGGCCGCUGUCGAGUCGGCAAAGAAGGCUUUCCCGAAAUGGCGAGCCACCUCGAUCAUGAGCAGGCAGCAGGUCAUCUUCCGAUUGACGCAUCUCAUUCGGCAAAACAUGGACCGGUUGGCGACAUCCAUCACACUCGAGCAGGGGAAAACAUUCGCCGACGCAAAAGGUGAUGUGCUUCGUGGGUUGCAAGUUUGCGAGACCGCUUGUGGCAUCACGACCCAAAUACCAGGAGAAGUCAUCGAAGUGGCCAAAGAUAUGGAAACCCGUUCAUACCGCGAGCCGUUGGGUGUGGUCGCUGCCAUCUGCCCUUUCAACUUCCCCGCCAUGAUCCCUCUUUGGAGCGUGCCCGUGGCCACCGUCACCGGCAACUGCUUGAUUCUCAAGCCCAGUGAACGAGACCCGGGUGCGACCAUGAUCAUUGCCGAGCUCUGCAAAGAGGCCGGCUUUCCCGAUGGCGUCGUCAACGUCGUCCACGGAGCGGCCAAGACGGUUGACUUCAUCAUUGAUGAGCCCGCCAUCAAGGCCAUCUCUUUCGUGGGAGGCAACCGCGCGGGUGAGUACAUCUACACUCGAGGCUCGGCGCAAGGUAAGCGUGUUCAGGCCAACCUCGGCGCAAAGAACCACGCGGCUGUCCUGCCUGAUUGCAAUAAGAACCAUGCUCUCAACGCCAUUGCUGGCGCCGCUUUCGGCGCUGCGGGCCAACGGUGUAUGGCUCUGAGCACCCUCGUUAUGAUCGGAGAGACCAAGGAAUGGCUUCCUGAGUUGGCGGAACGCGCAAAGAACCUCCGCAUCGACGGUGGCUUCGAAGAGGGUGCUGAUCUUGGUCCAUUGAUCAGCCCCCAGAGCAAGAAACGCGUUGAGGACUUGAUCCAGAGUGCUGAAGAGGAAGGGGCCACUAUUCUGCUAGAUGGCCGAGGGAAGACACCCGCAAAGUAUCCCAACGGCAACUGGGUUGCGCCCACCAUCAUCACCAAUGUUAAGCCUCACAUGAAGUGCUACACCGAAGAGAUUUUCGGCCCCGUUCUCGUCUGCUUGAAUGUGGACACUACCGAGGAGGCCAUAUCUCUCAUCAACUCCAACCCUUACGGUAACGGAGCGUCCAUCUUCACCCGUUCCGGUCCGACCGCCUCCUUGUUCCAGAAGGAGCUCGAGGCCGGCCAGAUCGGUAUCAACGUCCCAAUCCCCGUCCCGUUGCCCAUGUUCAGCUUCACCGGCAACAAGAAGAGUGUGGCCGGAACCGGCUUGGCCAACUUCUACGGCAAGGAUGGUAUCAGAUUCUACACUCAGUGGAAGACUGUUACCAGUCUGUGGCGGGCAGAGGAUGCUCUUGCGACCGAGAAACAGGUCGCCAUGCCCACACAUUCGUGA
Molecule: messenger RNA, 1698 nt
Organism: Capronia coronata CBS 617.96
Lineage: Eukaryota; Fungi; Ascomycota; Eurotiomycetes; Chaetothyriales; Herpotrichiellaceae
Product: methylmalonate-semialdehyde dehydrogenase (acylating)
Exons: 2
Coding region: 1-1698 (565 amino acids)
Biological process (GO): L-valine catabolic process; thymine catabolic process
Cellular component (GO): mitochondrion
Molecular function (GO): malonate-semialdehyde dehydrogenase (acetylating, [NAD(P)+]) activity; methylmalonate-semialdehyde dehydrogenase (acylating, NAD+) activity
Source: RefSeq, a predicted model, not a curated record